AUGACCACUCCAAUCCGCCGAUCUACCACCGAGAUCGGUCUCGCUUUCGAAAAGCACAGCCAGCGCUACCUCAAUACGCAGCUGCACAUGUCGCUCCGUCGAGUCGGGCGAGCAGGGGAUGGGGGCGUAGAUCUCAGAGGGAGCUGGUAUGUCCCUCGUGAGGCUGUGGCUGCUGGUCCAUCUCGGCCAAGGUUGAUGAGUGAGGAGGGUGCAAUGGGAAGAAGGGAGGAAUGGAGGAGGCUAAGAAUUGUGGGGCAGUGUAAGGCGGAAAAAAAGGGAUUGGGGCCGAGGGCUGUUAGAGAGCUUGAAGGGGUCGUGGCGCAUCUUGAGGGUGCGAGGCGAAAAGGCAAAGAACGCUGCAUCACUCCAGACGACCAUCCCGAGUCCAUCAACGCGGACGGUCAUAUGCUCGAUCAUCCCCUUUCACCCGAAGAUGAAGAGCUCGGACAAGACAUCAUUGCCAUCCUCCUGUCACAAUCUGGGUUCUCAAAGAAUGCGAUGCUGCAUGCGUCCAAAUCCCAUACGCCCUUGAUGCUCGUUCAUCUUCCGGGCGGACAGGCGUUACAUCCCACAGGCGAUGAUAAGUCGAGACGGAAGGAAGAAGAGAUAGAGGCUGAAGUCGGGGGUGUAUGGUGGAACGCUGCGAUGUCUGGACCGGUAGGGGUGUUGGGUGGGAAGAUGGAGUUGAGGAGGGAGAUACUAGAGGGGAGUGGGGUGAAUGCUGUCACGGGGGAUGCGAGAGUACGGGCGCGGUAUAGGCUGUAUCAUAGCGGAAAGAGAUUUGGGCGGUUGGGACCGGGACUCAGCGAAGACGAGCAAGAAUACUAA
Dioszegia hungarica is the source of this 828-nucleotide messenger RNA. RefSeq lists its product as uncharacterized. Gene Ontology annotation, cellular component: mitochondrion. NCBI's taxonomy places the organism in Eukaryota, Fungi, Basidiomycota, Tremellomycetes, Tremellales, Bulleribasidiaceae. The transcript has 2 exons. The record is from RefSeq and is a predicted model, not a curated record. The coding region runs from base 1 to 828 and encodes 275 amino acids.